CUACGACGACGACGACCACUGCCCAGUGAACGCCUAAGUGUGCUUGUCCGGUUACAGCCCUCACGCGGCCUACGGCUGCGUAGGAUCCACCUUUCCAGGGAAUUGCGAGUCCGAGAGCCUGAGCCAAUCUAAUCCCGGAGAUCAUCUGUGCACAUGGUCCUCAUCCCGUUUCGACGGACCCCCAUCCCUUCGCCGGCUCUCUGCUUCAGAUCUUUCGCCUCCAGACUCGCGAUUUUGGUCCGCUAUUCGAGCUCACGAUCUGUUGAGCGACUAAAUACCACCAUGGGCGACAUUGGCACGCACACGGUCAACACGACCGAGCGCCUCGCCAAGCUGAGGGAACUUAUGAGCAGCAAGAAGUACGACGUGAAGGCGUAUGUCGUGCCGAGCGAAGAUUCGCAUUUCAGCGAGUACAGCGCGCACUGCGAUGAGCGCAGGGCGUACAUAUCCGGGUUCAACGGCUCGGCUGGGUGCGCUGUGGUGACGACCGAUAACGCUUACCUCUUUACCGACGGGCGCUAUUUCCUACAAGCUGAGAAGCAACUGGACCGCAACUGGACAUUGAUGAAGCAGGGCCUACCAGAUGUCCCCACCUGGCAAGAAUUCCUGCACAAAAACCUUGAGAAGAACACGCGCAUCGGCCUCGACCCGACCCUCCUCUCCGUCUCCGAUGCCCAGUCCUUGCGCGAAGCCCUCUCACCCGUCCACUCGGAGCUCGUGCCCCUCGAAGACAAUCUUGUAGACCUAGUUUGGGGUGCCGACCGCCCUCCCCGGCCCACCAAUCCCAUCUUCGCAUUGGACGUGAAAUAUGCCGGUGAAUCGCAUUCGGACAAGAUCAAGAAGGUACGCGCGGAGCUCGAGAAGCAGAAGGCGAAGGCGGCGGUGGUGAACAUGCUCGACGAGGUCGAGUGGCUGUUCAACCUCCGCGGGUCUGACAUCGACUUCAACCCGGUUUUCUUCGCCUAUGCGGUUAUCACGCCGACUCGCGCCCUCCUCUUCGUCGACCCGACCAAGCUCACCCCCGAGGUGCGCGCGCACCUCGGCCAUGGGGUGGAAGUCAAGCCCUACGUCGAGUUUUUCCCUUACCUAAAGGGUUUGAGCGCCGAACUAGGCUUGAGCAAGGAGAUGCCAGUAAUCGUGGGCGAUAAGGCUAGCUUGGCCGUCGCAGACGCUAUCGGACAUGACAACAUCACCAUCGCCCGCUCGCACGUCGCCGACCUGAAGUCGAUCAAAAACGCGACGGAGAUCGCCGGCUUCCGCGCUUCGCACGUCCGCGACGGCGCGGCGCUCGCGAAGUAUUUCUCGUGGCUCCAGGCGGAGCUGGACGCGGGGACCGAGUGGAGCGAGUGGAAGGCGGCGGAGGUCCUGGAGGGAUUCAGGAAAGAGGGCGAGCUGUUCCAGGGAUUGAGCUUCACGACCAUUUCGAGCACAGGCCCGAACGGGGCUAUAAUACACUAUUCGCCGGAUCCGGAGGAUUGUGCAAUCAUACGAAAGGAUCAGAUCUAUUUGUGUGAUUCUGGAGCACAGUACUUGGACGGUACAACGGAUGUCACCCGUACCUGGCAUUUCGGUACACCUACGGACGAGGAGAAACGAGCGUUCACGCGAGUGCUGCAAGGACACAUCGCCAUCGACACCGCUAUCUUUCCGAGCGGCACGACGGGAUAUGUGAUCGACUCAUGGGCGCGGCGGCCGCUCUGGGAAGAUGGUCUGGAUUACCGACAUGGUACCGGACACGGGGUUGGCCACUUCCUCAACGUACACGAAGGACCUCAUGGUAUCGGCGUGCGCAUCGCUUAUAACAACACUCCACUUAAACCCGGCAUGACGGUGUCCAACGAACCUGGUUACUACGCCGACGGCAAGUUCGGCAUACGUAUCGAGAAUGUCGUCAUCGUGAAGGAGGCUAAGACGCCGAACAAUUUCGGCGACAAGGGCUACCUCGGAUUCGAAAACGUUACGAUGUGCCCGAUACAGAAGAAGCUCAUCGACACUACCUUACUCUCGGUGAAGGAACGGGCUUGGCUCGACAAAUACCACCAGGAAGUCUUGGACAAGGUAGGUCCUCUGCUGAAGAACGACGCACGGGCGCUAGAGUGGCUCGAACGGGAAUGUUCUCCCUUAUAAGAUGUUCGUCAAACUAUGAGGGACAGGAAACUGUUGUUCAACUUUGAUACAUGGUUCACUGCGGAGGCUUAUUGAUCAACUUCAACUGAGGAAACUUUAGUGAUAUGGCUCCGCUAACGACCGUUAUUCUGAUAUGUAUGCAAGUUCGGGACCGUUUGCUCAUAAGCCGAGACUGUAUCUUUUGAUCGCACAUACCC
Punctularia strigosozonata HHB-11173 SS5 is the source of this 2324-nucleotide messenger RNA. RefSeq names its product Creatinase/aminopeptidase. The coding region runs from base 283 to 2127 and encodes 614 amino acids. NCBI's taxonomy places the organism in Eukaryota, Fungi, Basidiomycota, Agaricomycetes, Corticiales, Punctulariaceae. The record is from RefSeq and is a predicted model, not a curated record. Gene Ontology annotation, molecular function: metalloaminopeptidase activity. The transcript has 20 exons.